GACGGGACGUGCCGAUGUCGAUUUCCCGUCGCGCGACGCGCGCAGAAUAGAUACGGCGCGCUCCACGGCGGCUGCGCGGCGACGCUCGUGGACGUCGUCUCCACCGCGGCGUUGCUCACCGUGUGCGGCGACCCGGGCGUGAGCGCGUCGCUGAACGUGAUUUACGCGUCACCGGGGCCGGGCGGGACCGACGUGGACGUGGAGGCGCGCGUGCUCAAGCAUGGCCGAUCGCUCGCCUUUUUGGAGGUUAGCAUCUGGACGAGG
This is a messenger RNA of Micromonas pusilla CCMP1545, 264 nucleotides long. RefSeq lists its product as uncharacterized. The transcript has a single exon. Gene Ontology annotation, molecular function: fatty acyl-CoA hydrolase activity. The record is from RefSeq and is a predicted model, not a curated record. NCBI's taxonomy places the organism in Eukaryota, Viridiplantae, Chlorophyta, Mamiellophyceae, Mamiellales, Mamiellaceae. The annotation marks the transcript as partial.